ACGGAUUUGGUUGUUCUUCGGAAUUGGAAUAUUGAAAUUUCGCACAGCUCGCGUAUACAGCAUAUUCUCUUUACGUCGCGUUCUUCGUCUUCCGUGUGUUUGGUGUGUGUUUUUGUUAUUGCCGUCGUAUUUUUUUCGGGUGUAUAUUUAACAAACGUUACAAUUACAUUUUUUUUUCACGUGUGUUAUUUACUGUUAUACUACUGCCAGUGUACUUUCGGUACUCUUGGUACUUGGUACACAAAUAACAAAGUCAAACAAAUAAAGCAAGUUAAAGAGGACACCGAAAACAAAAAUAAAUACAAAAAACGAGCUUGCAUUUGUUGUUGUUGUUGUCGCGCAGCAUGUGGAGUUACAGUUAACUGUAACAGUUAAAGGGGAGCAGAGAAGGUGGUGCAGAAGGAGGAGUGGGAGAAGGAGGGGAGACAAAAGAGCCUGUGGAGAGGACAGGAGAGGAGAGGAGAAGGAGGAGGAGAGGAUUCACUGCUCCGCUUCACUAAAUGCAGUCGACGCUGCGAUUAUUAUGUGCCAGCCCCAACAGCAGCAACAACAACCACACUUGAUACGAAAAUAAACAAACAAAAUCAAUCAAUUAAUCAAUCUGCUGAGCACACCGCUCUCCACGCCCACACACAAACACACACACGCGCAAAAACACACAACAAAACACACACGAGUCAACGCCCACGCCCAUUGGAGAAAAGGAGGGAGUGGCAGGACAACAACAAGAAAGGAGGAGAAAGGAGCAGAGAACAAGAGCAACCAACCAGGCGAAAAGAGGACGAAAACGAGAACGAAAACGUAGCCGAAGACACAACAUGUUCAACUCACUUGUUUUGAUGGCCUGCGCCCUUGCCGCCUUCUCCUACGCCCAGGAGGCGGGGCCCGCUCGAUCCAAAUCGCUAUCGUUAUCGCUAUCGGCAUCGGUAUCGAGUCCUGGAGCGGAUCCAACAUCCCCCGCCCCAGCCCCCGUCACUGCCCCCUUUUCCGGCAAACAGCUGAACAGAUGCCGUCAAAGUUGCUAUCAGCAGCUUUCCAAGGACUGGCAUUAUUGUAAGGAUUCCGUUGAUUGCACAAACUGCUGCCAAAAGCUGAUGGCUCCCUUUGAACUGAGGAUACUGAAGGCCCAGCGCCAGGAGUCGCUCGUCCUUACGGACAUCGGCUGGGAUGAGAUGAUAGCGAACGCCUCGCGCCAAUGCCUGAUCACCUGGGAGGUGUCGGGCGGCGGCCUGAUCGGCAACCUGCUCACGGACACCGCCCGGGCGGAGCUGUCCUUGUGGCCGGACACUGUCUACAACAUCCAGGUCAAGUGCAAGCACAAGCUCACCGGCGUUAUGCGGCGUUCGAUCAAACUGAAUGUGGACACCAGCCAGCUGGUGGGCACGACAACGACCACGACCACCACUCCGAGCACUCCAAGUGGCCAGGAGCAACCAUCGCCGUCUGUGGACCAUCCAGAUGGCGUGGAGCAUUCGAAACGCGUUCACAGCCGACCCACGGAUCGGGUGUAUAUAAUCAGUGCCCUGCCCACGUCCAGCGAACUGGGCGGUGUGGUCUAUCCAGCUUUCGGGGCCCUGGCCUUUUUCCUGGCCCUGCUGGUCAUGUUCCUCUUCCUGCGUCCGCAGCGCAAGCGAAUCCCCCUGGACGCGGACAGUGCGGACACGGCCACGUUGAUAGGUCGGUCCUCGGGCUCUUCCAGGAACUCUCUGGACGCCUCCACGCUGCAUGUCUAAGGAGGAGGAGGCGGCGAAUCGAAUCCGGAGAACUUGUAGUCGUAUAUAUAUAUAUAGAUGUCUGACUAUGUGAUAUUCUGCACCCCAAAAAGCGAAGGACGCGAAAACAACUGUGUACAUACCCCCCCAUCCCCAAUACCAACCAUACCAACGCGUUAGUUAGCCCCAUACCCAAGAUAAAGACACUGGAUUGCGGUUCGAUUUAAUGAUGAUUAUGAUGGAUCCGAUCGAACCGAAUCCAAUCGAAUUGGAAAAUCAAGCAACGUUCGCUCAACUAAGUUUAAGUUUUAUCCUCUGCCAUUCGUAGAUCCCAAUGCCAAACCAGCGCAGUCAUAUAUACACGCAUGAUUAACAUACAUAGCUCUAUAUACAUACAUACAUAUACCAACUAUAUUAUACAUUUAACGCAUUUACUAUAUACAUAUAUAUCAUAGUUAUACAAGCAGAAGCAGAUAAAAAGAUACAAGUGCAGAUCAAGAUAAAGAUACAGAUACGUUUACGGUUACGGUUACGGAUAUAAAUAUAUAUUAUAUUAUAUUAUUAUAUUAUAUUAUAUAUAUUAUAUUAUAGACUAGGGGCCAGCGGCCAACCAACUACAUACACCAAACUAAAUGCAACAAAUUGCUACAAAUUUUUUGUCAAUCGUCGCCGCUCGCUUGCAAGCAUACAAACAAAUAACAAAAAAAAAGCAUUUGUUUUUAUCUCAGGUUAAAAACAAAUUAAAACCAAUUAAUACAAAUACAAAAUAUCAUGCAUCUCUUUUCCAUUUUUUGUCGUCUUUAAACUUAAAUGAAACAUAGUACAUAAAAGGAAAGCAAAACGUAAAAUGAGUAAGGAAUAACAACUUAACAAGAAAAAAACACUUAAAUCAAAAGUAAAUAUUUUUCAAAAUUUUUAAAUGUUUAUACCUAGACAACUCAAUUGAAUUAACAACAAAGUAAACUAUUAUAACAGACUUACUGUACUUGAGAAUGUAAAAGCAAAGUAACAAAGUAACUAACUAAAGUAAACUAUGGUUAAUACGGUUAAUUAAAGAUCUAAGCUGAGAAAACUUCGCUACGCAAAAUGCCUGUAAAUAUUUUAGCCCUAAUUUAUUUAUAUAUUUAAUGAUCCAUUGUUUUGUUAACCUAUGCUUUUAAGGAGGCCUCAGAUAUAUGAAUGGUUUUCCAGAGGGGAAGAAUAUGGUUUCUUAACUUCAAAGAACGUUUUUUUUUUUACAUAAUAAAGAACAAGUUAAUAUGAUUAAUGGAGUGUUCCUGCUUUUGAUGUUUCUAAUGUGUAAAAACGGAUGUUUUUAAUGUCUGCUCCAAUGGUUGUAGUAUGAAUUAGUGAAUUUUGAUAAAGUAUAUCAAAAUAAAUGCAUGUACUUUCACAUCCAUUUUAACAAAAACCCAACCAAUCUUCCCCCAAUGGAAUCUCUGGAGUGAGACCUUUGUAGAGUCAGAAACCAUUGCCAUAUAACAUAGUCCUAGUUUAAUUAUAGUUUAGAGAUCCGAUUGUGUUACCUCUUUUUUUUUUAGUGGCAGAGACUCGUUAAGACUAAAUACGGAAAAUGCCAAUCACAUUUUAGAUAUGUACUGUGUAUGAAUAAAUUCAGGACGAGGAGAAUGGAAGCGGAAGUGCGGUACCCUUUCAACAUUUAUCCUUUAUUCGUUUAUUAUGUAAAUAUAAUUUGAUUUGUUAUUGCAGCUCAUUUUUGGCUACUUUUAUUUGUUACGGGUUGGCAUGGGAAUCCACAUAUAUACAAUACAAUACAUACGGUGGUAACCCCUCUAUAAGCAAAAAACUAAGGCAUCGAUUUUUGCGGCCCCGUUCCUGUCUUCUUCUCGGUUCUCAGUUCUCUGUACUCUGUUUUUCCCGAUUUUUCCCCUGUCGUCGUCCUCCCACUUAUCAUAUAAAUUAGAGUUGGGAUAUGCAAAUGCAUUCAAGAUGGCAAGGGGGUGGGUUGAUUGUGUAAAGGGGUCGUGUCGAUUAUGAGAAACUUCUUUUGGCUAGAUGAAAUGGAAAAAUUCCUUUGCCGCAGCCGGAAAAGUAUUCUCUGAAGAAUUUCCGAUUAAACUUUUCCUUUCUUCAUCUCUUUGCCAAAAAAAACACAGAACUCUCUUUUUCGGCUUCAAAACUUUUUCGUUCGUCUCUCUGGGUAUUUUUCUUUUUGUUUUUUUAAUUCCUUGACUUUUUUAAAAAAAUUUAAUUUUUUUGUUGCCUUUUCUUAUUUUUGGAUUAGCAAAGGGGGUUGGCUUUGGUGGCCACUUGGCUGCCAUUAGAUCCGAAUCCCCUUAACCCUCGGUCCCCCUUUUUUUGUUCAGCUGUUGUUCGCUCGGCCACUUCAGCAUCCCCAACCCACUCUGUAUUCUGAAGCACUUUUUAUAAACCAAAUUAAAUUUAUAUGCCCCUACAGCACCCCCUCCCCCUUCUCCGCCUUCUCUUAACCCCUGCUCGCCGAUGUCUGUGUUGUUUUUUUGUGGGCCAAGCCAAUCCCAGGCUCUCGACGCUGUCAACUGCCAAUUAGCUGAGCAUUUUUCAACAUUUUAAAUUGUCUUCCCAGAGUGCGUGGUGCCCCUCCCCUUUUUCAGGGGCCUGAUGCAGGGGGGGGGGGGGAUAUUAGGUCUGGGCGACACUUGAGUGAGACGUCCAAGCGAUUUUGCUUUUAUAACCCCAAUACCCAUUAGGGACAAGGGCAUGUCCACUGAAAAUACCCUUUGGAAAAAGAGUGCAAGUGCAUGCUCUGUAUUAUCAUCAUCAACCUACAACGUAGGUGUUCAAGACCAGGCAAAGUCCAUUCUCCUUUUUUUUUUCAUAAAUAACAUUUUUAUUGAACCUAGUGUUGUGAGGGAUCACUGUACUUCAAACUCCAUUUCUUUAUUUCCAACUCAACUCAACUAAAAUCUUCCAAAUAAAUACAUAUAUAUAUAUAGAAUAUUCUUAGACAAAAAAAAGAAUACAACUAAGUGUGGACUGAAAAACGUGUUAAACUUUGAUUCCUUUAAAUGUACAUUUCAAUCUUUUCCUAUUUUUUAUAAAACUUAUUUCUGAAUGUUUUCAAAUAAAUGUAAAAAGAAAUAUCAAAAUAGGUGUAUGUAUUUAUAACCAAUACAAAUGUUAAUUGAUAACAAAUAAAACAUUUUGAACUUAGAAAACAAACAAACUUAACCAAAUAAACUUCUUCCUGAUAAGCUAAGCAUAUUUAUAAAAAAAUACCAAAUAUAUAAAAUGACAUAUGUACAUGUAAUAUUUUGUUAUUAUUUUUCCUUUACCUUUUUUCUAAUUUCAAAAUAAAGUGAAAGGAAAAUAAAGCAUGUUAAGAAAUAAAGAUAAGGAUAAAUCCUUAAUUAUGUUUGCAAUUCCUUAAACAAAAUUCAUUGUUUUCAUAAUACAAUUUGUGCCAUUGCAGUAAAUAUAAUAAUUUGUUUUGCUUUCUAACGUUUGCUUUAAAAAAAAAUGUGUAAUGAUUACAAUUAGUUAUAAGGAAAUUUCUUAUAAAUAUUAAGGAUACCAAGUUGUGGUUUUUUCUACAACUACAAAUCCACUUGGAACGCACUUGUUUCCAAUUAGGAGUACUCCUGGAACUGGAAUCCAGUUGAAUUUUCAAUUUCCAAUUGGCAUCGAAAAGAGGGGUAUCUUUGGUGCGAGAUGCGAUGUUUGUUUGCUGCUCUGUUUGUUUUAGUUGUUGCCUUGCGUUGCUUUUGUUGCUCGGCUGUCAGUUGUGCAGCGCGUGCUUCAUUUAUCAAAAAGCAAUUACAAUGUUAUUUCGAUAAAGAUGCUCCAAUGCUCCCAAUGGACACGCCCACACUCACACCCCCGCCCACACCCACACCCUAUGAUACACACACACACACAAACACACCACACACAAACAAACACAAAAGAAAUGAAUUUCAGCGGGAGAGAGGAAAAAAGAAGAGAGGGGCCCACCUGCCAAAUCCAAAUCAUUUGCCAAAUUCCGCCUCUCUCUCCCCUUAACCCUUAGCCGCGCCCCAAGCUCCCACCCCUAUCCCUUAACCCCUAACCUGGUCCACACCCCGUUUAGCUUUUUGAUUUUUAUUUUGUAAUAUAAAUUAUCAAGCAAACAAAAGUAAAAAAAAAACGACAACCUAAAAACGCUAAGAUAACAAGAGCAGCUACAGCUGUUGUCAAAAUAAUAGUAAUGGGCUUUGGCUAAACUUAACAAAUUGACUCUCGUUGUUUUGAAAAUCAAAAUAAUUUUAACAGUUUACCAUAAAUGGAAAAUGUACUGACAAAAUAAUAACAAUAUUUGCCAAUUAUUAAAAACGUACUUAAAACUUAUUAAAGACAUGUCACGAUACACAUUUUUUUCUAAGGACCACUACUACUAUUUUGACCUCGGCUGUACAUAUAUAGAGUACCUACAAACAUAUUGUAUUACAACACGAUGGAGAUGAAAAAAAAGCAGUAUAAAACAACAAAAAUUAUUAAUUCUAAGUAGACAAAAGAAAGAAGUGGACGAAGAUGAAGGAGAUGGAGAAGCAGAUGAAGCGCAAAGCAAACCAAAUAAAAUUAGACUA
Molecule: messenger RNA, 6256 nt
Organism: Drosophila subpulchrella
Lineage: Eukaryota; Metazoa; Arthropoda; Insecta; Diptera; Drosophilidae
Product: transmembrane protein fend
Exons: 4
Coding region: 819-1733 (304 amino acids)
Source: RefSeq, a predicted model, not a curated record